This is a messenger RNA of Pungitius pungitius (ninespine stickleback), 3182 nucleotides long. It is a transcript of the gene ppp1r2, whose product is annotated as protein phosphatase 1, regulatory (inhibitor) subunit 2. Gene Ontology annotation, molecular function: protein phosphatase inhibitor activity. The coding region runs from base 252 to 920 and encodes 222 amino acids. The transcript is spliced from 6 exons. NCBI's taxonomy places the organism in Eukaryota, Metazoa, Chordata, Actinopteri, Perciformes, Gasterosteidae. The record is from RefSeq and is a predicted model, not a curated record. Gene Ontology annotation, biological process: regulation of signal transduction.
GCCACCAGUCAGUGAACAACCGGAGAGGAGCUAGCGUCAGACAUGGAGAACAUCCAGUCCAUGUAGACUCCUGCAUAGGUUUAUAGUCAACGUUGGUUUAUGGAAGACCACUGAAUACUAACGCGGAGCAUGUUUUAAACCGACCCUGUCUUUAAUAACGUUGAUUGAGUGGCGAAAAUCACAGCAUUGGGAAGUUAGUGGAAGAGAAACAGUUUAGCCCGCCGGGUCCGACAGCCAGUCAGCGUGUGGGAAUGGCUUCCCCCCGGCCGAUAAAAGGCAUCCUGAAAAACAAGAACAGCGAGACAAACGUCGAAUCCCUGCCUGAGGAAGUACCAGGAGACAGUCCUGAACAAGCCCCCGUACUCCAGGAUGAUGACCCGCAGAAGAAGUCUCAGAAAUGGGAUGAGAUGAACAUCCUGGCCACGUACCAUCCGGCUGACAAAGACUACGGUCUGAUGAAGAUAGAUGAACCCAGUACGCCUUACAACAGGAUGGUGGGGGAAGACGAUGAUGAAGGGGCGCUGAGUGACUCGGACGGCCACGGCGGACUCGCAGCGGAGGACCUGGCAUCCAAGCUGGAGGCAGCAGAGAGCUCAGAGUCUCGCUUCAUGAAGCAAGAAGAAGAAGUUGGGGAGGAAGAGGAGAGCAGCGAGGAGGAGGACGACGAGCUGAGUCCUGAAGAAGAAGCCAAAAAGACACAUUUUCAAAUGAUGAGAAAGAUGCACUACAAUGAGGGCCUGAACAUCAAGCUGGCCCGUCAGCUCAUCGCCAGCGAGCUGGAAGAGGACGCGAUUGCAGACGAAGAGAUGAGGGACGACACCGAAGAGGCGAGGGAGGACACGGGGGACACGGGGGAGACGGGGGAGACGGAGGAGAUCAGUGUCGACCCGCCACAGGAAGCUGAUUCUCUGGACUCGUAGAGGCGGCUUCAAUCCCAAAUUCAAGCCCCACGCAUGGGCUCUGGGUCCGAACAGACAAUGCCGCUGCGCUUUGUGUUCUUUUUACUGCCGGGCCGCACAGCAGACACCGCUUCACCACUCGUAUAACAAACCUCAAGAGCCAAUAACCUCCCGGUCUUCUUUCUGUCCCUACUAUUCCUUUGAGCCGUGCAAUAUAACCUUCAAAUAACCUGGUUUUUAAUCAGUGCAACUCAAAAGAGAAGAAUGUUGCCCCCCCCCCCCCCCCCCCCCCCCCCCACACUCCCUCUGCCAAGAAUUCCCCCCUCCUACCUCCUCUGGACUUCCAUCGAAACUGAGAGAUCUGGGAUUCUGACCCUGAAAGAAGGAUCAAGGUCUUGAUGAAAUAAAAUUUAAAAAAAACCACAAAAAACCUGCAAGAUACCAGGACAGCUUUCUGCCCUUAAGUCAGCCCCUGGAGGGAGCCGGGGGAAACCCCACGGCCUCCCAAAGGACAUACCUGAGACACGACGACAGCCAUUUUCACCGGAGGCUCUUUUAUUUUUGCUUUUGCUUUGGGACCCACCACUGCGUCGCAUUUCCUGUCCUCUCUCUCUGGUGUGAUGGCCAGUUGGGUUGUCACCUUAGUUUUACCCUGUGAUUCAAAUUGGUAUUACUCCUGUGAAGAUGAUUAAGGAGCUGUGUAUUGGUCUGGAAUAGCACAAGACAUGACCCCCACAUCAAGAAACCACAGUGCAUACAUGGUAUAUAGCAUGCUUGAUUACCACAUGUAUGCUGUAAGUAAAACAACAACAACACAGAUCAUUAUUAUUGAUAAACUCUCAAUUUGCUGUUUUACAUUUUCCCUUUGGAAGCAAGAACACCACAUCAAACCUCUAUUCAAAUUGUGGCAUUUAGACUAAAACACUCGUACCUCAUCAAACUAGACAGUUGGCCUUUUUUUAUUUUUCCUAAAUUUGAAUCCACAAAUACAUUUGGCAUGUGGGUUGUCUUGACUUUUUCCAGUAAAAACGCAGCAUCUAGAUAUGCAGAAGCACAAUUACAGGAAUAUCUGGCAAUAAACUUUUCAGAAUGUUCAUGAUGGUGCGAGUGACAGCUAGCAGUCAAAAUCCAGCGUUCUCACCCACUCAUUUGGUUCCUCCAGACUUCUUUGACGGGAGCUUCACCCAGACCGAAAUGUGCGUCAUUUAGUUUGAGGAUGGUAAAAUCCUCUAAUUUCUGUUUUUAAUUCCUCUCCUGGCUUCAUCCCGUUGUAUUUAGUGCGGUGGGAUCCACUGUAGUGUCGGGAGUACGACGCAGCUUGGGAAUGUCAAAGAAGGAAAAGCUUGAUGCUACUGACUGAAGUUAAACCAGGUGUCCGCAGUAGAGCUAACCCGCUAAAGUUCAUCGGGGCUUCUCACGGCACGAGUCUUAAACUGUUGAGAUUAUUACUUUUACAAUUACGGAGUUUACACACUGUAUGACUUUGCUCGACAGAGGCGGCCUGGGAGGAAAGUAUGUAGGAACCCGGAGUCUGUCAGUAUGGUUUUGUGUUCUGUGCAUUUUCUUUUGCGCCCUUUUUAAUUCCUCACUGUGAUGAGUGUUGAGCUCUUUAUUAUAAAGAUUCCAUAAGAUCAGAGAACAACGGAAUGACUUCUGGAAAUAAAUGUCCCUUUGCAGUACAUUUUUGUUCUCGUAGUUUAGUGUUUGGUAGUGGGUUUUAUUCUCUUAUUAUAAGAGGUUAAUACAACCUCCUUUCUGCCAUUUCCACCAAUCAACAAGCCCUCAUCCGAGCUCUCAUCAUAGAGAUACAGGAAUUUGUCUGGAUAUACAGAUUUUGACGACACUGUUGUCUUUAUCCUCACCGAAUUGGUGAGCAGAUAGAAAAGACAACUGCUGAGACCUUCGAGGGAUGUUCUCACAUAAGACGAAAGGGCAAACGUCCAAAACAUGACUGACGUGAUCGAACCUCAGAGGUGGUUAUUGACGGUCAAAACGUGCCUCUAAUGUAUUUAUGUACAUGUGUGUAAAAUGAACCGGCUAUGCUCCAUGUUAUUGUUUCACUUUGGCCUCACGUGUUCUCCGUCUCGCUUUUUGUUACUUCCACCACUUUUCUGUUUGGUUUGUGUGCUGAGAAUGACAGACUGUUGAGCACCGCGUGUGUGUCUCAAAAAUCCUGCAGGUGUUAAAUCUGCGCGUCUGUAUUUCCAGUUUGCAAGUCCUUAAUCAUUGGAUUGUGUGUAUUAAGUUUUUGUUUUUGUUUCAUUAAACAAAUGUUGUUAGGAA